UUUCAUGAACAUAAAUUUCUUGAUCAUCAUUUGUCAAAAUUUCCAGAAAAAGGUCCUGUCCGACAUUUCAUGGAGCUGAUUUUGGUAGGUCUUUCUAAAAACCCUCAUAUGACAAUCAAAGAAAAAAUUAGUCACAUUGAUUGGUUCGAAGACUAUUUUAAAAAUAACAAAAGUUUAUUUUGA
Messenger RNA from Helobdella robusta, 183 nucleotides. RefSeq lists its product as hypothetical. Gene Ontology annotation, cellular component: mitochondrial small ribosomal subunit. The annotation marks the transcript as partial. The record is from RefSeq and is a predicted model, not a curated record. Lineage: Eukaryota; Metazoa; Annelida; Clitellata; Rhynchobdellida; Glossiphoniidae. The transcript has a single exon. Gene Ontology annotation, molecular function: structural constituent of ribosome.